GUUCGGGAGGCCUUGAGGAAAGCAGAGAAGGAACUGGAAUCACACAGCUCAUGGUAUGCUCCAGAGGCCCUUCAGAAGUGGCUGCAGCUGACACACGAGGUAGAGGUGCAGUACUACAACAUCAAGAAGCAAAAUGCUGAAAAGCAGCUACUGGUGGCCAAAGAAGGGGCUGAGAAGAUAAAAAAGAAGAGAAACACACUCUUUGGUACCUUCCAUGUGGCUCACAGCUCUUCCCUGGAUGAUGUAGAUCAUAAAAUCCUAACAGCUAAGCAAGCACUGAGUGAGGUGACGGCAGCACUGAGGGAGCGCCUGCACCGCUGGCAGCAGAUUGAGAUCCUCUGUGGCUUCCAGAUUGUCAAUAACCCUGGCAUCCACUCCCUAGUGGCUGCCCUCAACAUAGACCCCAGCUGGAUGGGCAGUACACGCCCCAACCCUGCCCACUUCAUCAUGACUGACGACGUGGAUGACAUGGAUGAGGAGAUUGUGUCACCUCUGUCCAUGCAGUCCCCCAGCCUGCAGAGCAGUGUCCGGCAGCGCCUGACGGAGCUACAGCAUGGCCUGGGAUCUCAGAGGUUGGUAGAGGGCGAGGCUGGCCACUUCUUGACAAGCCGGGUAUCUCUGCGGCGAAUGCGCAGUCUUUCAUCUGGACAGUCUUUCAGUUCUGAAGGCCACGGGACCAGCCCUCCAUCUGUGUCUGCUUCUUCUUCCUGCUCCUCUUCCACCACCACCACCACCACCAUCACCACCACCACCACCACCACCACAACCACCACUACCACCACCACCAUCACCACCGUCCAUGUCCACCCUGUUUAUUACCACCACAGCACUUCCUUUUUCCUCCAGAUGGAUCCCUACCCUGACCCACCCCCUUCUGACAGCACCGCUGUGAUGCCUGGGCAUUCAGAGAGCUUAGGGGAUUUGACCCAUUCCGAUUCGGAGUCCUCCCUCCACAUGAGUGACCGCCAGCGUGUGGCCUCCAAGCCUCCUCAGAUGGGCCAUGCUGCAGAUGAGGCUCUCAAUGCCGUGACUUCCAAUGGCAGUCAUCGGCUGAUUGAGGGGGUCCACCCUGGAUCUCUGGUGGAGAAAUUGCCUGACAGCCCUGCUCUGGCCAAGAAAGCAUUACUGGCGCUGAAUCAUGGGCUGGAGAAGGCCCACAGCCUGAUGGAGCUGAGCCCUUCAGCCCCUCUUGGUGGCUCCCCACCUUUGGAUUCUUCCCAUUCUCAUAGUCCCAGUUCCCCUGACCCAGACACGCCAUCUCCAGUUGGGGACAGCCGAGCCCUUCAGGCCAACAGAAACACACGCAUUCCCCACUUAGCUGGCAAGAAGGCUGUGGCUGAGGAGGAUAAUGGUUCUAUUGGUGAGGAGACAGACUCUAGUCCAGGCAGGAAGAAGUUUCCCCUCAAAAUCUUUAAGAAACCUCUUAAAAAGUAGGCAGGAUGGGGAGUGGCAGUGGUGAGACAGCUUGUCCUUCCCUGGGUCUUCUGCCUCCUCCUCCCUCCCUUCAAGAUAUCUGGCCCCUAUAGUGGGUGCACAGAGGGGCUGUCUAAGGGGCCUGGGCACUGUACAUACCUGCCCCCCUUGGGUCCUUCAUCAUUAUUUAUUAACUGACCACCAUGGCCUGCCUGCCCCGCUUCCCUCCCAACUGUGGGCUGCUGCUGUCACUCCACUUCAAUGCAUGUCUUAGUUGCUGUUCCCUCAACCCCCACCUCCACCUUUAGGGUACAGCUUCUGUCUCACUGUCCCAGUUUUGAGGUUUGGUUUUUUGUUUCUAUCUCCUACUUUCAGGCUCUUCCCUUCCCCUACCCCCAACUUCCCCCAGCAGUUCUGGGGAUGACUAGAGGAGUAACUUCUGACACCUGUACCUCAGAUCUGUUUGUCCCACCAACAAUGGUUCUGUUUGCCUCAGACUUGAGCCAAGAGCCUAAUCUUUGGGGUUUGUUCUUUGGGAGUGUGGUGGGCUGGAGAGAACCUCAUCCUGGAGCUCACAUGAGGGAGUAAAACCAAUUCCCAGAGAACAACUCACCAGAGUUUGAAGAGUGGGUAGGCUUAGGAUAGAUUGGGAGAGACCUCUCUUAGUUGGAGGAUGAAUGGAUGCCAAAGCUAUAAGGCUUUCCUCUCUUGUCACUUCCACAUCUGCCUUCCUCUUCCCCCUGCUCCCCCAUAUUGCAGGAAUGUUUGUCUUUAUGAGGUGAUGUCCUAAAGCUCUGUAAACAUCAGUACUCCUGAGGCUUAGAACAAUUGGCUCCCAUAAUUAUGUGAGCUACAGUCAUGACACAGGGCUCUUGUGGAACCCUGGAGCUGUUGGGCAAGGAUGUUGAUAUAUUCAAACCAAAAGACAAAACAGUUUAAAAGUUAAAAAAAAGAAAGAAAUCUCCUGAAUUUCCUAAGUGCCUGCACAGCAUAUUCCCCUUGCCAGACCCCAUUUUCAUGUAUUCCAGAGUCUGGGCUAGAGGUUCAAAAAGGAUACAUCUGGUGUGGAGAAAGGGUAGCAAAGGAAGAUGGUGUAAGGCUGCUGUGUAACCACUUCCCUCCAUCCUUAUCUUCUAGACAACUCUUUCCCUUACCUGUUUUUGCUGUUGCUGAAAGGUAUUUUCCCUCUGCCCUAUUCUGCCAUGCCUUUACCCUAGGACCCUAUGUUGGGUAUGGGGUGGGUGCACCUGGGACUGGUCUUAGGAGGGUGUUAGCCUCCAGACUGCCUUGUACCUCCUAGACACCCUCACAUGGGUUUUUCUGUGUUAUUUCAUAAGACUCUUUGAAGUCCAAUAAAGCAUGUAGGAGAUUUUAGCUACU
Castor canadensis (American beaver) is the source of this 2793-nucleotide messenger RNA. The record is from RefSeq and is a predicted model, not a curated record. NCBI's taxonomy places the organism in Eukaryota, Metazoa, Chordata, Mammalia, Rodentia, Castoridae.